AUGCAGACGCCGAGCAAUGUAUCACCCGUGUGCAUGAAGAUGGCGGUGUGGCGCUGCUCUCACUGCUUGCAGGAGUUCGAGAUGGUUGUGGGGCACUUCAUUGAUGGGGGCGGCGUGUGCCCGCAUUGCCAUAGUCCGCAGAAGAAGCUGGACAACGUGACGCUCCGCAAUGCACAAGGGGAACUGGUGACCAAGAAACCCCAAUACGUGAAGGCACCGCGGAUGAUUCACUCGAACUACCGUAGCGUGCUCUUCGCUAAUCCACACUGGGAAUCGCUGAACAUUCAGCCCAUGCUUGCGCAGCGCUGGGAGCUUGUUGUGGAUGAGCUCAUGAACAGCAGUAACGGCGAGAGCGGCACCGCUCCCGACAAGCAUCUGCUCCUCGCCUCCCCCAAGAUCGAUGGCAUCCGCUGCAUGAUUGGGUACAACGAGAAGCUUGGCGAGGUGCAGUUCUUCUCUCGUGGCGGCAUCGUUCUCGAGUGCUGCCACGGCCUCGCCCCGCAGCUGCUGCCGCUCUUUGCGAAGGACCCGACGCUCAUGCUAGACGGCGAGCUCUUUGCGCCCGAGUGCAACUUUGAGCAGCUCAACGGGCUUGUACGCCGGCUCAACAGGAAGUCCGACCCAAACAUUAUGGAGGCGCAGGCACGCCUGCUAGAGUACUUCGCGUUCGACAUCAUGUACAGCGCGCAGCUCUCGUCCUUGUCGGCUCCUUUCGACGAGCGCUACAUGCUGCUCAAGAAGCUCAUCCCGGUGUGCGGAGCGAAGCGGAUUAGCAACUAUGUUCACGACGACACGCGGAAGAAGGUGAUCCGCGCAACGCAUGGCGGCGUGGCGACCGCGGAAAACGGGCAGGCCGUGAAGAUCUACCAUGUCCCUGCCGCGCAGGUUCACCCGAGCGACAUGGAGGACGUGCUGAACGAGGCAUGCUCGCAGGGCUUCGAGGGCGUCAUGAUUCGCCUUCCCAAGUUCCCCUACGAGCACGGCAAGCGCAGCUUUGGGCUACUCAAGUACAAGCAGAUGCACGAUGCUGAGUUUAAGAUUAUUGGCUUCGUGCCCGGCGAAGGCAAGUUCAAGAGCGCCCUUGGCGCCUUUGUCUGCACAACCAAGGACGGCAAGCACUUUCAUACAGCACCCAAGGUCUCCUACAAGCGCCGCGUCGAGCUGUGGGAGCAUCGCAGGGAGUAUCUAGGCAAGUACCUGACGGUGCAAUACCAAGAGCUCUCCUCGCAGAACGUGCCGCGCUUUCCUGUCGCCAAGGCCAUUCGCGGUAGUGAGGAUAGGCGAGAUUGGCUGUGA
Messenger RNA from Leishmania mexicana MHOM/GT/2001/U1103, 1296 nucleotides. Its product is annotated as putative DNA ligase. Gene Ontology annotation, biological process: DNA repair; DNA recombination. The coding region runs from base 1 to 1296 and encodes 431 amino acids. The transcript has a single exon. Gene Ontology annotation, molecular function: ATP binding; DNA ligase (ATP) activity. NCBI's taxonomy places the organism in Eukaryota, Euglenozoa, Kinetoplastea, Trypanosomatida, Trypanosomatidae. The record is from RefSeq and is a predicted model, not a curated record.